AAUAAUUCUACCAUGCAAAUUCGUCGUCCUCGCGGCAUUACAACUCAACAAUUAAUGGUAGUUACCGCCAUUGGAUUUUUGGGAGGUGUUUAUAUUUGGAAGCCAUUAAUUUUGAAGUGGAAGAAGGAGGAAGGACCUAAAAAUAGUGCAACUAAUGAUCAAGAAAUACCAUCAAAGUCAGUGUGCCCAGCCACUACCACAUUUAGAAUUAUCAUUAACAAUUUGAAACAGUUUUCCACGUCUUCGACUGGUAUGAUGGCAAUCGGAAUAUUCUCUACAUUAAUUAUAUCUGUAAGCUAUCGAGUAUUUAUGAAACCAAAACUUGAUAAAAAUCGACGACAAGAAGCUGAACUAGUAGCGGACUACAUAUUCCAACGUGAAGUACAAAAACAAUCAACAGAGAAUGGAGUCUUUUAAU
Messenger RNA from Musca vetustissima, 418 nucleotides. RefSeq lists its product as uncharacterized. The coding region runs from base 13 to 417 and encodes 134 amino acids. The transcript has 2 exons. Lineage: Eukaryota; Metazoa; Arthropoda; Insecta; Diptera; Muscidae. The record is from RefSeq and is a predicted model, not a curated record.